Molecule: messenger RNA, 2223 nt
Organism: Fraxinus pennsylvanica
Lineage: Eukaryota; Viridiplantae; Streptophyta; Magnoliopsida; Lamiales; Oleaceae
Source: the annotation of a GenBank genome assembly
AUGGCUUCUAUACCAUCUCCAAAUUCUUCUCCCACUGCAGUUCCACUGGCUCCUCCAUCUCGCCCGUCCAAUUCCUCAGCUCCUCCUCCACCAAUUCCACCUGUCCCACGUCAAUCACCCUCACCAGAUGCAUCACCACCACCACCGCCUACUUCAUUGCCCCCAUUGCCUCCACCAUCUCCCCCAGCUUCACCACCACCAACUCUUCCUGCUACCCCUUCUCCAGCAGCCAAUUCGUCACCACCUCCAAUUUUGUCCCCUCCCCCACCAUCUGAAGCUUCAGCUCCUCCUCCACCAAUUCCACCUGCCCCACCUCAAUCAUCCUCACCAGAUGCAUCACCACCACCACCACCACCGCCUACUAAAUCGCCCCCAUUGCCUCCACCAUCUCCCUCAGCUUCACCACCACCAACUCCUCCUGCUACCCUUCCUCCAGCAGCCAAUUCGUCACCACCUCCAGUUUUGUCCCCUCCCAAAGCAUCACCACCUCCUCCUCCUGCUAUUCGACCCUCUCCUCCCCCACCAUCAGAAGCUUCCCCUCCCAAAGCAUCAACACCUCCUACUCCUGCUAUUCCAUCCUCUCCUCCCCCACCAGAAAAGGUUCCACCACCGCCUACAGCUAAUCCACCAGCCCAAUCAGUUCCAACAAAAAGUUCUCCUCCGCCUCCUGCAUUAUCACCUCCUCCUGCUAGUUCCCCACCUUCAACUACUGCUCCUCCACGAGCUUCCAUUUCAUCUCCUCCUCCUGUCCCAACAUCUUUUUUGCCACCUUCUAUAUCUCCUCCUGCUCCUCCGAGGAAUGGAUCUGCAAAUGGAAGUGUCCCAUCUUCACCAUUCCCUUCCUCCCCUACAGCAAAACCCACUACAAGAUCAAUUAAACCUAAUCCUAAUGUAACUGCAGAUGUACAAUCAAAUAUUCCAAGGGGUUCUAAAGGAGUAGCAGCUGUUGGCAUUGUUGUGGGGUUUUUGGCACUCAGUCUUGUAGUGCUGGCAGUAUGGUUUACACAUAAACGGAAAAAAAAGAAGGGUGCGUCUAAUCUGGGAGCCAUACCCUCUCCUUUUGCAUCCUCGCAAAAUUCAGAUUUGUCAUUCCUAAGGACACAGCAUUCAUCUCAAUUAGCUGGAAGUGCUUCUGCAAGCAAUUUCAUGUACUCACCAGAGCAUGGUGGCAUAGGCACUUCAAGGUCAUGGUUCACGUAUGAAGAACUAUCUCAGGCAACAAAUGGGUUUUCCACAAUUCUGGGCUCAGGUGGCUUUGGUUGUGUUUAUAAAGGAGUUCUAACAGAUGGACGAGAAAUUGCUGUUAAACAGCUGAAGGCUGGUGGUGGACAAGGGGAACGUGAAUUUAGAGCAGAAGUUGAGAUCAUCAGCCGGAUUCAUCAUCGGCAUUUGGUUUCACUUGUGGGUUACUGCAUCUCCGAGCAUCAAAUGUUGCUUGUCUAUGAUUAUGUGCCAAACAACACCCUUGAUUACCAUCUUCAUGGUGAAGGAAGGCCAGCGAUGGAUUGGGCAACGAGAGUUAAAGUUGCAGCUGGUGCAGCUCGUGGGAUAGCUUAUCUUCAUGAAGACUGUCACCCCCGUAUUAUCCACAGGGAUAUUAAGUCAUCAAACAUUCUGUUGGAUAACAACUUCGAAGCACGGGUUGCAGAUUUCGGGCUUGCAAAGAUAGCACAGGAAUUGGAUUUACAUACUCAUGUGUCGACUCGUGUAAUGGGAACUUUUGGAUACAUGGCUCCAGAGUACGCAUCAACUGGUAAACUGACUGAAAAGUCUGAUAUUUUUUCCUUUGGAGUUGUGCUUUUGGAGCUCAUUACUGGUCGUAAGCCUGUUGACACAUCUCAACCAUUAGGGGAUGAGAGCCUGGUGGAAUGGGCUCGACCAUUGCUCACCCAAGCACUUGACACAGAAUAUUUUGAAGAGAUAGUAGAUCCUAGGCUGGAAAAGAACUUCGUUGCAAGUGAAAUGUUCCGCAUGAUUGAAGCAGCAGCUGCUUGUGUGCGUCAUUUAGCUUCAAAAAGGCCAAGGAUGAGUCAGGUUGUGAGAGCGUUAGAAACUAUGGAGGAAUUAACAGAUUUGAACAAUGGAAUGGUACCCGGCCAAAGUGGAAUUUUUACUUCAAGGGAACAAUCUGCACAGAUCAGAAUGUUUCGAAGGAUGGCAUUUGGAAGUCAAGAAUAUAGUUCAGAUUUCUUCAAUAAUUCCCAAAGCAGCUGGAGAAGUUAA